ACGCUCCCAGCAGCACUUUCUCCUCCCAUCGCCCUCUCCGUCUCCGCACUCUCGGCCGCGCCCCGUCCUGCGCCGCAGCGAUGGAGUGUUCCUUCGGCAUUACGGGCCAGGGCUACUGCCUCAUUGCCUCCGACUCCAACGCCGCACGCUCCAUCGUCAAGAUGAAGGGCGACGAGGACAAGAUGAAGGUGCUCAGCGAACACCUCGUCAUGGCAUACAGCGGCGAGAGCGGCGACACGCUGCAGUUCUCAGAGUACGUCGAGCGCAACCUGCGCCUCUACGGCAUCCGGCACCACGUCGAGCUGCGUCCGCGAGCCGCGGCGGCGUGGAUCCGCAACGAGCUGGCCAACUCGCUGCGCACGCGCAACGCCUACCAGGUCAACCUGCUUCUCGGCGGCUUCGACAUGCCCACCUCCUCUCCCGCGCUCUACUGGGUCGACUACCUCGGCACCUCCAUCGAAGUGCCGUUUGCCGCCCACGGCUACGGCGCACACUUUACGCUCUCGACGAUGGACCGCUUCCACCGGCCCGACAUGAGUGUGCAGGAGGGCAUCGAGCUGCUGAAGAUGUGCAUUGGCGAGCUGAAGAAGCGCUUCAUUGUCGAUCUCGGCACGUUCAAGGUCAGACUGGUGGAUCGGGAUGGCAUCAAGGAGAUUACGCUGUAGGAGGGGCAAGAGAGUAAUGCACGAUGGAGCUGUGAAGACACGGAG
Tilletiopsis washingtonensis is the source of this 710-nucleotide messenger RNA. RefSeq names its product putative multicatalytic endopeptidase complex chain PRE1. Gene Ontology annotation, cellular component: nucleus; proteasome core complex; proteasome core complex, beta-subunit complex. The transcript has 3 exons. The record is from RefSeq and is a predicted model, not a curated record. Gene Ontology annotation, molecular function: peptidase activity. Bases 81 to 665 code for a protein of 194 amino acids. NCBI's taxonomy places the organism in Eukaryota, Fungi, Basidiomycota, Exobasidiomycetes, Entylomatales. Gene Ontology annotation, biological process: proteasomal protein catabolic process.